CAACAACGGCGCCAACUAUGUGAAAUGUCAGAGUAAAUAAUGAAUGCCAAAAUUUCAAGUUCAUAAGCAUAUAAGCAAUAAUACUCAAGAUUAAUAUGUCUAGUUAGGUACACCAGUGUAUAGGUUAUUUAUAUUAAUUGUGUAGACAUAAUUUUAGAGAGAAAUAAUAAAGAAAUGCAUUGAUUAACUAACAAGGAAAAUUCUACAUUACAAGGGAUUUGAGCAAAUUCUAGUAAAAGAUUGAAAAUAGGAAUAGUAAAGAGGGUUUCUCACAUAAAAUGGCUACUGUUAAGUAUGAUCUAGAUACCUCUGGGGGCCUAAUGGAUCAAAUCCAAGCAUUGAUAGCACCUCCUAAGAGUGAUGAUAAUGGUGAAAAUGGCAGUAAAAAACCUGACCAUCCGUACUACAAAAGACCUGGCAAAGGGCACAAUCAUGAUAGUUGUGAUGCUUGUGGUGAAGGAGGAGAUCUUAUAUGUUGUGAUAAAUGCCCCUAUAGUUUUCAUUUUGGAUGCCAUGACCCACCUCUCGAGGAAAAGGACAUACCAAUGGGCGAAUGGUUGUGUCAAUCUUGUAGAUAUUUUAAAAAACAAAGUAGCAUUAGUUCAGAGGUUCCACAACUUCGAAGCAAAAGAUCCAAUAGUACUCCACCUAGUUCUUCAGUUGCCAAAUGUCCAUCGAAAAAGCAAAAACUUAGCCCGAUGGAAGUUCUGAUUGAAGCUGCCAAUGCUAUGAACCCCAAACAAUUUGAAUUACCCAGAAGUAUGAGUGUUCCUUGUGUAUUUCCUGGAAUAGAUAAAGUUGAAAUCCCAUACUCGAAGGUAGGAAGGAAAACUUUCAAGAUAUCUAAAGCGCACGAAAAAGGACCAGGUGGAACAAUACCCCUGCCGGCUAAAAAAUGCAGUGAAUGUAGGCGAUCUUGUAGAGUUGCACCAUUGAUCUCGUGUGACUUUUGUGAAUCCUUUUACCAUUUAGAUUGCCUCGAUCCACCUCUGACUAAUCCUCCUUCGGGCAUGUGGAUGUGUCCACAACAUGUUGAACAUUGUUUGGACUCAAUGCUACUGAAAUCUGUAUCAGCCACUGAGAGAGUUAAAUUAUGGGACAAAUUUACAGGACCCGUAGAUCAAGACUCAAUAAAAUUACAGUUUUUUAGGAAGAUACAUAGAAAAAAUCCACCGUUUAGAAUAAAAACGAAAUUGCCACCUAGAAAUACGGUCAUUGUACCAGAUAUGGUGAAGUAUCAUUACAAAAAACCUGUUCACCUUCUUCCUCGCCUUAGAGAUGUUUUACGGUUAGAAUAUGUUGAAAAUAGACGGAAAUAUAAUGACAUUGAUGAGAGUAUAGUUAAAGAUGAUGAUACAGAGGUUAUCGAAGAUGGUAUUAAGGAGGAGUUUAAUCAUGACGAAUUAGAUGAAGUAGUUAAUUGUGAUAUUAAGAAUAGACAUUAUGAAAACAGUUCUAGUAAUAAUAUCUCUGAUUGGACGGCUGUGAAUGGUUUUAUAAAAAAUGAGAAUUUGAAUGGAGGAUUUUUCGAAAAGGACCUUAUCAAAAAAGAGCAUAAUUUCGUUAGUGAUAUGAUAUCUGGACUGACAUCAGAGAUUGAGUUUGAACUGAAACAACUUGAUGAUAGACUGAUAAGACUACUAGCCUACCAGCGUAUUCAACAACUACUAAACUCACCCUCUUCUGCGAACAAUAUGUUUUCGCCAGCCGUUCGAGAAAAGUUAAGUCACAUGACGUAUCCGAGUGAAUUGUUGACUCCAGCCGAUAUUGAUAGGAUAUCGAGGGUGUUCUCAAAUCCGAAGAAAAAGACCAAAUCUAAACCGACCAUUAGAGCGAGAGCCAUGAUAUGUCCCGUUGUUUCUAAGUAUUUUUAUAAUCUCCAUACUACCGAGGUUGAUUCGACUGAUGUCAGGCAUGACGCCAGUUUUAUGGGCUUCAGACCUACGAAGUCUGUGCGUUUUCCUGAAGCUAUAGCAAUGCGAUAUAGAGUAUUAAAUAUAGGAAAAGGAUCUGCCAAUGAAGUGAAUCUAGAAAAGUUUGGAAUUUGUAGUAAUAUUGUCCCCAAACAUGCCGUUAUUUUUUAUGAUGAUUAUACAAACCAUUAUGAAUUAAUUAACUAUUCGCCUUAUGGAACAUACGUAAACAAUGUACUAUAUUCGAACAAUAAUUGUACAAAUCGUCCAGAUUUGAAUGGAUCACCGGUAGAAAAUUGUGCCAAUUUUGAAUUGUUAGUAAGAGAACGAAUAGAUCAAAAGAGGAAAGUGAAUAGGUCGAGUAAAUUCUCUGUAGAUGCCAAAUGUCAGCUAAAGAUUGCACAGAAAGGUUUGAAUGCCAUUGCGUGAACAAUUCAGAUGAUGAGCAGAAAGGCUGGGAGAGUUCAGCGAUUGUGAAUCAUGGUUACUCCCUUCGUUUUGGUUGUAUUUCAUUUGUCUUUUCAAUCGUUGAAAGUACAAACUAAUCAAAUAAGUUAUUGUAAAUAAAUGUUAUUUUUUG
Messenger RNA from Diabrotica balteata, 2493 nucleotides. NCBI's taxonomy places the organism in Eukaryota, Metazoa, Arthropoda, Insecta, Coleoptera, Chrysomelidae. The record is from the annotation of a GenBank genome assembly.